Triticum urartu is the source of this 1353-nucleotide messenger RNA. Its product is annotated as RNA exonuclease 4-like. Gene Ontology annotation, cellular component: nucleus. The record is from RefSeq and is a predicted model, not a curated record. Gene Ontology annotation, molecular function: 3'-5' exonuclease activity; nucleic acid binding. Gene Ontology annotation, biological process: rRNA processing. Lineage: Eukaryota; Viridiplantae; Streptophyta; Magnoliopsida; Poales; Poaceae.
AUGUCGCUCCUUAAUCUUCUUCCUGCCGCCGGACACGUCGUUUACAGUGAAGGGGACGAGGACGACGCCGACGACGUUGUUGUCACUGAAGAUAGCAAACCAGAUGCGCCGGGCCAGGACCGUCCUUUGAUCCCCGCCGAGAACGAGAUGACAACGUCCCCAAAAGCAAAGCUAGCUCCAGAAGGUAUGUUCCUAGGAUAUCCAUGCCGGAACAAGUGCGCGGCGUGCUACCGCCAGUUCAACAGGAUGGAGCACCUGGUGGAGCACAUGCGCGCGUCGCACCACUCGCCGCACGAGCCGCGCUGCGGCGUCUGCGGGAAGCACUGCCGCUCGCUCGACGCCCUCCGCGACCACCUCGGCUUCGGCGCCUCCCUGCCCCCAAAGCCCGCCUGCGCCACGGCCUUCGCUGCCAAGGGCUGCUCGCUCUGCCUCGCCGUCUUCCCUAGCUCCGGCUCCCUCCGCGCCCACAGCCCAACCUGUCACCACUCCCGCGCCCCGGUUCCCUCGAGGUCCAUGCCAAGAGUGCCCGUCGGUGGUGUGGUGGCGCUGGGCUGCAAGAUGGUGGGCGGCGGCAGCGACGGGACGCUGGACGUUUGCGGGCGCGUCUGCGUCAUCGACGAGAAUGAGGCCAUCGUCUUCGAGAACUUUGUGAGGCCGCUCCUCCCGGUGACGCACUACCGGUACGAGACCACGGGGAUCCGCCCUGAGUACCUGCGGGACGCGCCGACGGUGAAGAUGAUGCAGCGGCAGGUGGAAGCCAUCCUCCUCAACGGCGAGCAGCCGUGGAAGGUCAGGUCCUCCCGCGGCGCGGCCAGGCUCCUCGUCGGCCACGGCCUGGAGCACGAUCUCGACGCGCUGGGCAUGGACUACCCGGCGUACCUGAAGCGGGACACGGCGGAAUAUCCGCCGCUGAUGAAGACGAGCGGCAGGCUGAUGAGCAACUCGCUCCGGUUCCUCACACAGAGCUGCCUCGGCUACGACAUCCAGACGGGCCACCAGCACCCCUACGAGGACUGCGUGGCGGCCAUGCGGCUGUACAAGAGAAUGAGCUCGAUGAGGCACGGCCCGCCGAAGAACGGGGGCGAAGACGAUGCGUGCGCGGCGGUGGCAUUCCCGGCGCGGAGGCAGCGGGAGCUGGAGCGCAUGUCGCCGGAGGAGCUCCUCAGCAUGUCCAAGCCGGACUAUCACUGCUGGUGCCUCGACGACUAGCCUCGACGACUGCACUUGCAUCUGCAUGUCCAAGCAUGAGCCACGGCCACUGCGAGGCUGCCCUGCCGAAUUCGAUUCUUCGGGCUUUACUUACUGAUCAAAGGGGAAUUCCAAUAAUAGAUUUCACUCAUUUAAAAAAUUGAU